AAUUUUAGUUUGGAUAGAAAAUAGAAAAUUUGUUAGGUGACAUAAUAUGUAACAAAAAUAUAUUAACUAUAAUUUUAUUUAAUUUUAAAUUAAAACUAUAAAAGAAGUUCUAGUUUUGUAUUUAUUCAAGAAGAUAAGUUUAUAAUAGUACACAUAUCUACUAUAAUUGUUAUUUAGUGGGUUGUUGGUUAUUUGAACGGUGAGAAUAAAUAUUCAGUUAUACCACAUAACUGGCUUAUUCAAUGUGGUACAAUGUGGAUAUCAAGAUGGCCAAAAAUUGGUAAUGUUAGAAGCAUGAUUUCUGAAUAUGCUGACACAGAAAAUGAUUGGCCAAAAUAUCCUGUCAAAAUCGUUUCACAGUUUUACAACACUUAUGAUGAUGCUGCUAUAAAAGAAAAAGAAAUUUUUUUAUCAGCUUCAGCAUCAGAAACUGAAUAUGAUGGAGAUUAUCGUAACAAUAGUUAUAAAAAGCAAAAAACAUUAUGUAACAUUGCUCAAGACGGGAAUGACAGCUCAAACAGCAGUACUUCCAGUACUCCAGUUAGCCCAAUAAAUAUAAAAACAGCAAUAAAAAAAAAAAAUUCCUAUGAAAACUUAAAUGUAGAGUCCACUAAAACGAAUACAGAAAAAUUCUAUCAAACUAUAUCUAAUGCUAUAAGUGGUUGUUAUGAACUGCAAGAAGAACAAUGUCAUGUAGAUAAUUUAACCUACCCUAGUCCGAGGUCAACUCCACCUCCUAAUGUACAGCAGAACGGUACCCACUUGCCCGCUUUUUUUAAUUUAAUACCCAUAAAAACUGUAGAAGGUUUGGAUGAAAUUGAAAACAAAAUAAAAGCAGAUAGUGAUUUUGAAAAAAAAGUGGCAAGUACUUAUAUAUAUUUUUUAUUAAUAUAAUUUAUAAUAUUAAUUUUAACUUGAAUUACAAUGUACGUUAUAGGUUACUUGCGUGACUCAAAUAGGAGGAUUAAAUGUUCAAAAUUUUAUCAAAAGAGUUUUUUCCAGAUUUUUCACUAAUUCAUUAGCUACCAAAUAUUCUUGGACUGGUUUCAGGAAUAACAACAAAUUAGAAACUUUAGAAAUUAUUAAAAUUAUAAAAGGUAAUUAUAGUUUUGUACAUGUAUUAUUAUAUCUUGUAUGUCUGUGUACACUGGGCAUUGUAAUAUUAUCUAGUGACAAAUU
Molecule: messenger RNA, 1179 nt
Organism: Aphis gossypii (cotton aphid)
Lineage: Eukaryota; Metazoa; Arthropoda; Insecta; Hemiptera; Aphididae
Exons: 5
Coding region: 253-894 (213 amino acids)
Source: RefSeq, a predicted model, not a curated record